AUGAACAGUGGUGGUAGUGACAGUUUUGAUUAUCUUCUUCAAUUGACAAAAGCCUUAAGUGCAGAGUGUCGGGCUAAUAGACAAGAGACCGAUCGAAUAGAGCUAUUACUAAAACGCCUUGCCAAACAAUCAGGAAUAUCUUACGAUAAAUUGAGCAAAAAUAUAAUCCCGGAUUCAUGGAAAGAUAACAGGUCCCAAACAGCACCUCCUCCUACAGAGGAACAGCGACUUAUUAGCGAAAAUUUUAAACUCAUAUACGAGAUUGAAAAACAAGAGUACUUCAAUACAAAGGCUCUUGCGCUAAUUAACAACAUAAAUGAGCAUUUUUCGUACAUUAAAAACUUUAUCGACGAACAAAACUCAAUAAGAGAACGAAAUGUUGUUGCAUUUACAUCAGAGAAGCUUGAUGAAAGGAAUAGAAGUCUUCAACAAAAUUACAGGUCAUUAAAAACAGAAAAUGAAGAAACAAAAAAAAAAUUGCAUACAGUUGUUGAACAGCUUGAAAAACUGCUGAAAGAAGUAGAUUGGGAUCGUAUACCCAAAAAUUCCAGAGACUAUAUCCGCUUUAGAAAACAAUUAGAAUACCUACAAGAUGCAUACCAGAUACUAAAAUAG
Messenger RNA from Saccharomyces paradoxus, 615 nucleotides. RefSeq names its product Far3p (gene FAR3). Lineage: Eukaryota; Fungi; Ascomycota; Saccharomycetes; Saccharomycetales; Saccharomycetaceae. The coding region runs from base 1 to 615 and encodes 204 amino acids. The transcript has a single exon. The record is from RefSeq and is a predicted model, not a curated record.